Molecule: messenger RNA, 5330 nt
Organism: Anthonomus grandis grandis
Lineage: Eukaryota; Metazoa; Arthropoda; Insecta; Coleoptera; Curculionidae
Product: zinc finger protein 675-like
Exons: 8
Coding region: 121-1527 (468 amino acids)
Biological process (GO): regulation of transcription by RNA polymerase II
Cellular component (GO): nucleus
Molecular function (GO): DNA-binding transcription activator activity, RNA polymerase II-specific; zinc ion binding; RNA polymerase II cis-regulatory region sequence-specific DNA binding
Source: RefSeq, a predicted model, not a curated record
UACGACCGUCUAUAAAAUUCAGAAACUGUUUUUGUUGUUUGUUUUUUGUUUAUACUUUUGAAUUAAAAAGGAAAAACCCUGUUUAAAUCUUUUUCCCACGAUAGUGCACAAUGAAUUAACAUGUUUGAUAAUCAGGAAACUUGUUGUAUUUGUCUUGAGAAGAGUCUAUUUGUCCAGUCUAUUAAAGAAAGCAGUUUUGGUUUGCUUAGAAAUGUAAAAUGUCUUGAAAAGUUGAAAAUCUGUGUUCCUGAACAGGUAUGGGAAGACUGGUUUAAUUUGUGUAAUGAUUGUGAAGAGAAAUUGGAUGUCACAUACAAUUUUGUGCAAGUUUGUUUAAAAAGUGAAGAGUAUAGAAAACAGCUCUUAGAGAAUAAAUCUAAUGAAGAAAAAGAGGAAACCAAACAGAGUUAUACAUGCUAUUUGUGUAACAAAACAUUCAGCUUAAAGCGAACGUUAGGUUUGCAUAUAACUCGAAUACAUACAAAACCAAAGAAAAAUAGGAAAAGAGUGCUAAUUACAAAAUCUGACCAUAAACAAAAUGAAGUGACAGACACUACCAAGAAUCUAAAAGUAGAAUUAUUGAAACAGGAAAAUGAUGAUUAUUCUCAAUUUCAACCGUUGCCUGAAGAAUUAAUAAAAGAAGACAUUGAAAAAGAGGAACAUGAUUUUGGUAAUAAUCUGAGUGAAUAUGAAGAAGAAAAUAAUUUAGGUGAAAAUUUUAUCAAUAAUGAUUCAUCCAGUGAAGAUGACCUUCCACUAAUAAGAAAAAAGACAAUCAAGAAACGUCGGCCCAAAUUAGGACCACAUCGAUGUGAAUUUUGCGAAUUAUCAUUUGAGAGAUCUGAUAAGUUAGAUUAUCAUAUUAGAACAAAACAUACAUUUGAAAAGCCUUUUAAAUGUGGAGAAUGUGAUGCCAAAUAUUAUACGCAAAGUAAUUUGAACAUACAUAUACGGAAACACACUAACGAAAAGCCCUACGUUUGCUCAACCUGUGGAAAAUGUUUUACCUCUUCAAACGAAAUAUGGCAACACAACAAAGUUCAUAACCCCAUUAGAAAUUAUAUUUGCGAUGAGUGCCAGAAGAGUUUUAAAACUCAUAGCAAUUUGAGGACUCAUAAAUUGCAAAUGCAUCAGGAUCCUAGUUCAUGGAAAUACAUUUGUACAAUAUGCGGCAAAAGAUUUCCACUGAAUACUAAUCUUGUUAAACACAUGCGACGGCACGAAGGAAUUAAGCCAUUUAACUGUCACCUUUGCCCAAAAAGCUUUGUGGAAAAAAUAGACCUCUCAGCUCACCUAAUAAGCCACUCAAAUGAGCGUCACUACAAGUGCGACCUUUGUUUGAAGGAAUACAAAAAGAACGAUAGCUUAAAAAGACAUAUGAAGAUGGCCCAUGAUAUCGGUACGGUGGUAAUCAAAAAACCAAUUAAAAAACUGAACUGUCCUAUGUGUCCUAAGAUAUUUGCUUUUAAUAACAAAUUGCAGAGACACAUCUUAACUCACACUGGUGAAAAACCAAUUAAAUGUUAAACGCGCCCAUUCUCUGCAAGUUCUACAUUGUAUCCAUUCUUCUGAGCUUGAGGAAUAUGAUCCAGAACACACUAAACAGAAAGUGUCAUCAUUAGAAGAAUCUGAAGAGUAAUUUUCCACCGGUUUUUUCUUAACCCUUUUAUUCACUUUCUUGCUCUUAUUUUUAUUUGUUUUAGUGGUGUUAUCUUUGCCAAUUUGCCGUUUUACUGAAACUUUCUUCUUUAAAGUUUGUUCUUCAAUAGAGUUUUUUUCUGGUGUCAGUCAGUAUAGCAGUUUUUCUUUUCAUUCGACCCCCUUUUUUCGCUUUAGAAAGAUCGGCUUUGGACAAAGGUUUUACAACAUCAGGUGUAAAAAAAUGCUACCGGUUGUAGUUGAGGCGAAGGAGUGGUGUCCUUGACAGUUGAUGGUCCUGGCUGAGGUAAAGAAUUAGUGUUUCUUGUCGUUGAUUGUUCCAAUUGAUCUUCAGCUAUUUCAGCAGGUUUAGCUGUAGGUGAUUUUGUUGUAGAUUGAGUUUGCUGUAGGGUUUCAUCUAGUGGUCUAUCAGUUACCGUUGAUGGUAAGAAAAAUCUGAAUCUUGAAAAAUUCCACGGUUAAAAGGGAUAAAUGCCGGUGUAAGAAAAUCCUGAUAAAAUAUUUGUUGGUGUAGUAGCUAAAGGUAAAGAUGAUUUAACAAUUGAUGGUAAAUUAUAUAUUGUCAUACGCUUUCCUGGAUUGUUCUUCAUCCAUUGAUCGGCGUAGUUGUGGAAAUCCUUUUUAAAAGGACCACUUACACCACGAUUCAGUUGGAGACGGUGGGAAGUGUGUGGUGGAAAAGACAACAAUGUUAUGAAAUUUGCUCUGCAAUAAUCUAUUAAUGAAAUGGAUACAUGUGAAGAGUGAUUGUCUAAUAAAACCAAAACUUUAUAAGUCUCGCUGGGUUUAGUGUGUUUCACAAAGUGUUUUAUAAAGUCAAGAAACUCAUUUUCUUGCAUCCACCCGGACUUAUUUCCUUUUCCUACGCAUCCAACGGGUCCAUCUCUAAUAAAAUGAUCCUUGAAAUGCAACCGGGGAAAUACAAACAUUGGCGGAAUUGCGUUAUCAACAGCGUUGACAGCCACACACAGCGUAACAAGUGUUCCACGCUCCUGACUUGCCACUGAUCCUACUUGUUUGGUUUCUUUUUUUGCAAUGACCUUGGUUGGCUUUUGCACCGUGGACACACCAGUCCCGUCAAUAUUAUAAAUAUUUUGUGGCUCAAAAUUGUGUCUUUCCAAGACAGUUGCCAGUUUAUCAAAAAAGUUGGAGACAUUUUCUUUGUUGAAAUUCAUGGCUCGCGCAAGACUUGUUGCUUGGGGUGUGCGAAGUGUUAAAUGAGGAUUUCUUCUCAGGAAAGCUACAAGCCAAUCUUCACUAGCCUGUUCUACUUUAUUCCAUUUUUGAGGAUAGUUAAGCCGAUUGGCAGAUGCACACUGAAAGGCUAGUUUACGAAGAUCCCGUGUAGUGAGGCCAAAGUACAAAUCGACAGUUUUUUCACAGUAUUUGACUAGCUGUGACUCUUUCUCAACAGUAAAUACCCUGUUGUAAGGAUUGUACCCCACAUUAGGCUGUAAAUUAUUACGUAGAGCAUUUAUAAAGCGAUUUAAUGAAACAUGGCACAUUCCAUAACUUUUAGCCACUUUUCUAACAGACUGCUCAUUAUCAAUAACCUUUCUUCAAAUAACUUUAGGUAUCAGUCCCCCGUCGGUCUUUUUUGGUCUUGGUUUCACCAUUUUUUAUGACUAUAAAGAAGAAAAUAUUUUUUUAAGAAAUCGUUAAAUAUUCUAAAAGAGACUUGAUAAUUAUUUGUUGUCGUAUUGGCUUAUAACAAUAAGACAACAAAUAAUUUUGCCAUAUAAGGAGUCAACAGAUAAAUAAAUAAAAUCGGCAUAAAGUUAAAAAACAACUUUGAUUUUAACACGUACUAUGGUGUCAAUUGUAGUACGUGUUACAAUCGACACCUGAUACCUUUCAAAAGUAAAGUGUACAUUUCUGUUUACUUAAGAAAAAACAGCCAACCGCUAUCCACUAAAAAAUAAAGCAAAAGCUUUAUCAAAGCCUACAUUUACCUUAAAAAAUUGUCAAUCUUAAAACUUUGGGGUUCACAAACAAAAAUGUGACGCCACGUUUAUUUACUUUUCGGCAGUUUAUUAAAAUUUUCCUACAGAACGAACGGCACGCACGAAAGAUAUAUUCAAACUAAUUACGGAUCAGUAGAGAUGUUGAAAAAGUAACUAUUCGUUACAGGAGUACUCGUUACUCAUUGAUACCCGAAGUAACGAAUACCGAAUUCAAAAACAUAUGAUUACUUUGAUUACUACCUAAUACCUAUACUCUAUACUAUUUAUACAGCAUCAAGCGCAGACCACCGUACGUAUGUAUGGUGUAUGUAAUCAAAUGCGAGUUAUACGAAAACAUAGUAUAGAUACGAAACGACUAACAAAUGAUAACGCUGGAAUUAAUAGGUAAAUACCAAAUCAGCAUUUUUAUUUUUAAUUCAAUUUUUAUUUUUUUUUUAUAUUUAUUAUUAAUUUUUGUGCAUGAUUAUUGUCAAUCGGUAUCGAUAGCGGUAUUUUACAUGCAAAUACCAAUAAAAGUAACACAAUCGGUACAGUAAUUAUAGUAAUCAAAGUAACGAAUACUUUAAAUGAUUACUUAAUAGUCGAGUAACGAUUAGUAACGAGUAAUCAAAAGUAACGAAAAUCAACAUCUCUAUGGGUCAGUAGAACCGCAUUUUGCUUUGGGCCAUACGCGUGUUUCCAUAAAAUUGAAAAAGAUGGUGCUGUUGUCGGUCGUGUUACUUUCGACACCUGUUACAAUCGACACCGGUCUCCCCUAGUGCAAGUGCUAAAAAGGUGUCUGAAUAUUUUUCUUAAGUUCUGGAAUUUUAAGAAAAGUAUAUUUUGUGAUUUGAUAUUAUAGUUGGAGUUAGGGUAAUUUGGUCUUAAAAAACUCUAUUGACAUUCUACAAAUAAAACUAAUAAUGUAGGUUUUAAUUUUAUAUAUUUAUUUUUUAUAUUCACAAUAUUUUUAAUUACAAGUUUUACUUGUAUGAUUAUUAUAUACAAAAUAAAUGUAAUAUACUGGAAAUAUUUACAUUGUAUGAUUGUGCAUUGAUUUAUGGUUUUUUUUAAACAGUAUUGUGUAUUUUAAAUAAAUAUUAGAAGAAUAUAAUUAGACUUUGUUGUUUAAAAGCGAACUUACAACCAUCAAUAGGUAUAUCCUUUUAUAACAAAUUAAUUUAUGCUGAUUAAAAUUACUUCAUGUGGAAUAUACGAAUGGAGUUAUCAAAGGCUUUACAGUAAAAGUGGCAAUGCCCGGUUUUUUUGCGUUUGAAGUUUUUGAGAGAAGAAUGUAUAAGAGCGUAUUUUUAUUCUUAUCCGCCUCUAUCAUUGGAAAGUGUAUUUAGCAAUUUUUCUUUCUAUUGUUUUAUUUCACCGCAAUAACGGUAACAGCAAACUAACAAUAAUAGCUAUAAUGUAAUAAAUAAAAAAUAUUACUAUUAAAAAAUAGUAAUAAAUUUUGUUAUUAUUUUUAUUAGUUAUUAGAUGUGUGGAUUUAUUGGUUUUACAAUUUUAGAUAAACCCGUCAAUGUAUUGUUUUAUUGUUAUUUAACUGCUGUAAGAUUGUAAGUGUCUAAAAGUAUAAAAAAGCGUUGUGGCAUGUCGGGUUUAUAUGUAAUAUUUUUUUAUAAAAAAUAUAUAAUUUUAAGUUCCUUAAAGAAUUUAUGUACACAUGUAUAUAAAGGUUUAAAGUUUUAUAGGGUUAAUUUUAUUAACGUCGAUAGA